Ixodes scapularis (black-legged tick) is the source of this 2105-nucleotide messenger RNA. Its product is annotated as lactosylceramide 4-alpha-galactosyltransferase-like. Gene Ontology annotation, biological process: glycosphingolipid biosynthetic process. Bases 477 to 1553 code for a protein of 358 amino acids. The record is from RefSeq and is a predicted model, not a curated record. The transcript is spliced from 3 exons. Gene Ontology annotation, molecular function: hexosyltransferase activity. NCBI's taxonomy places the organism in Eukaryota, Metazoa, Arthropoda, Arachnida, Ixodida, Ixodidae.
GGCGUCCCGUGGCCUCCCCCGUGCUCGUGGCCCGCUGCUCGGCUCUCCCUUCCCAGUGUGUCGAGGUUGCAUUCGCCGUUGUUUGGGCUACAUCGUUCGUGUUCGCCAUACACGGCGAACGCGCUCGUGAUACACGGCAGAGCCUGUCUCCAUUCCGACAGCUUUGCGCACAAAAGGCCCCCGCGUUAGAGGAAAACAAAAUAGACGUGCGGACGCCUCUUAAUGUCCUGGUGUUUCUGUGCUGUGCUUCUCCCUUUCGUUCUCUCUUCUCACGCUAAUGACGGGGAGAUCGCUGCUGCGGUGGCCAGAGGCUGCAGCUGGGCGGGCCUGGCGUCGCCCUCACCCCGUCUGAACGCUCGCCACAAACGACAUCUGGCCAAGGUCACCGAGGUUUCCGGUACGCGAAACGCCUGUGACACCGUGAAUCUCGUAUAGGCCAUGCAUCUGCCCGCUCUCUGGCCGACGGCCGUCAGAAGAUGUUGAGUGCGUCGAUACAACGACGCGCUGCCAUUCUCGUGACUGUCCUUGUGUUUUCGAUCGUCGCGGUGCAGAGGAUCUCUCGACGUUUCUAUCAAACGGAAAACUCCGCGGUGCAGACGGUAUCUCGACAGUCAGGUCAUACACAAGGAGCUCGUUUACAACUCAUUAGAAACACCACCGAAGUACGAAACAUAUGGUUCAUCGAAUCGUCUGGCAGUCAGGACCUCCCCUUCAAUCAAGCUUGCGCCAUCGAGUCGGCUUCCCUGCACAACCCAGCCUAUUUCAUCACCCUUCUCACCACGGGGCAGCUAGCAGCUAGCUGCGAGUACUGCAAGAUUCUCCAAACCCUUCCCAACUUCCGCAGCAUCAGAACAGAUAAUGAGCAAGCAUUCUUGUCCUCACCGAUGGAGGCAUGGUACGGCAGCAAGAUGUAUAACCAUAGCAAAUACCAUGUAGAGCAUCUUAGCGAUGCUUUGAGGUACGUGACCUUGUGGUGGCACGGAGGCAUCUACUUGGACCUCGACGUCAUCACGAUGAGGUCAUUGCACAGCCUUACUAACUGUCUGGUUCUGGAAGAGUGUGGAAGACCGACCAAUAGCAUAUUGAUCUUCGACAAAAGGCAUCGGUUUCUGAAGACCGUUAUGAAAAAGUGUGCCGAAGUGUACAACCCGAGUGAAUGGACUACAUGUGGUCCGAAUCUUCUGCAAAGUCUUUACCAGGGUGGAGAGUCGUCGGCCCAGAACUUGACGUUUUUGAAGGCGGAAACGUUUUUGGCGAUCGAGUGGAAGCGGUGGAAGUGGUUUUUUGAACAAACAAGGACAACGGCUGUGUUUCAGGAAGUACGCGAGAGCUACGGGGUUCACCUUUCCAAUCACUUGAGCAAGCACACGACGUUUCAAAUUGGGUCAGGUUGCGCUUACGAAUUGUUAGCAGUAUGGAACUGCCCUCGGUCCUAUAAGCACCUUGUUUCGAAGAAUCGUUCAUCAGUGAUAGCACCGUAUUGUUUCUCGCUUUACGUUAUCUCCUCUAUCAUAUAUAGCUUCACUUAUUUAUGUUAUAGCACUAGCGGCUAAGAUGGUAACCUGUAUAGGUUACAAGCCCAAAUAAGAACAUUUUGGUAGUAGGUGACAAAUGACUUACUAGCAAUAUGAUCUCGUUCUGGCGAACAAGCAAGCCUGCAUUCUUGCAUAUUUGUUGACAUGUUUCUGUGUGUAUAUAGGUAUGUGUGUGUGUGUCAGUUCAAGCUGCUGCACUGUAGCAUUCACGGACGUCUUCAGUAUUCGUUGUGAUUCCUCUUUUGUGCGCGCGCGUUAGAAUUGGCCAGUGUUCGCGUUCUGGGCAUUUGCUGGGUUUGUGUAGAUCCGUACAGAUGACUGUGGUGCUACGACAUUGUUGUGGACGUGCCAAAGACCUGCUGCGUGUAUCUGUGUCGCGGAAAGUACAAAGUGAAGAAAAAGCUAGGGGUACGAAAGGCUUAACUGCUUGUGAGCGAUUUAAUUUUUUUUUUUUUUAAUUGGAGUUUCUUUUCCGGAGUCAAAACAAAUUCAUAGCGCGAAUGUGACGUCCCUGUAUAAUGUUGAUGGCCAUUACUACUUGUUCUUGAGAAAAAAAAAUCAUUUCGAUUG